AUCUAUGAUUCUAACCUUAAAGUUUCUUCUCGUGUGUUUUCGUUGUGAUUGAACAUGUUUGAGUGAAAAAUAGAAAAUUUGAACAAUAAACAAUGGUUCGACACAAUAAUCAGUUAGAAAAUAACUUGCCACAACUCCAGUAUUUAAUAAAAAAAGAUCCGGAAUCGUACAAAGAUGAUUUCCUCAAUCAAUAUCGAAAUUUUCAAGGUAUACUUUCAGUGUUUUGUGGCACUCCAGAACAACCUAAUAAAAAAUUGGAAGAUUUGGUGAUGUUCGUAGCUCAAGUGGUCCAAUGCUACCCGACUGAACUAGAACAGUUUCCGAAACAGUUGAUAGAUAUUUUGGAAAAGUACGACACAGUUCUAGACAAGGAAAUGAGAAUGCAGUUAUGCCGUGCCUUGAUCCUAUUGAGAAACAAACAGUUGCUCCUCCCCAAUGACCUACUGGAGUUAUUUUUCAAACUGUUGAGAUGCGACGAUAAGAAUCUCCGCGAUUAUCUCAGAACUCACAUAAUCACAGACAUAAAAAAUUUAAACGCAAAACACAAGAAUGCCAAGCUGAAUACGUCCCUCCAAAACUUUAUGUUCACGAUGUUGAAAGAUAACAAUUCCAGAGCAGCCAAAAUGUCGGUGGAUAUAAUGAUAGAGCUGUACAAGAAAAAUGUUUGGAACGACACUAAAACUGUGAACGUAAUUGCUACAGGAUGUUUCUCGAAAAUCACCAAAGUUAUGGUGGCUUCCUUGAAAUUCUUCUUGGGAAAGGACGAAGACGAAAAAUCGGAUAAUUCUGAUUCAGACGAUGACGUUGACCCGAAAGAAGUGAUGAUGGCUAAUAAAUUCAACAAAAAAACCCGUAAAAGGGAAAAGAACUUAGCUAAAGUGAAGAAGAUGGCUGCUAAAGCGUAUAAGAAGAAAUCCAAGAGUGAAUCUUUCAAUUUUUCAGCUUUACAUCUAAUUCACGACCCACAAGGUAUGGCCGAAAAAUUAUUCCACCAGUUGGAAACUACUACGAAGAGGUUCGAAGUGAAAUUGAUGACACUCGAUGUCGUAUCUCGUCUCAUCGGUUUGCAUCAAUUAUUCCUCUUCAAUUUUUACAGUUAUAUUCAGAGAUUCAUGCAGCCUCAUCAGAGGGAAGUGACUAGGAUUUUACAGUUUGCAGCGCAAGCUAGUCACGAGUUGGUACCACCCGACGUAAUUGAACCGGUACUUAAGACAUUGGCUAAUAAUUUCAUUACCGAGAGGAAUUCUUCAGAUGUCAUGGCGAUUGGUUUGAACGCUGUUAAAGAAAUUUGUAGCCGUUGUCCCUUAGCAAUGAGCGAGGAUUUACUUCAGGAUUUGGCGGAAUAUAAAAAUUACAGAGAAAGGGCUGUGAUGAUGGCCUCCAGAGGUCUAGUUCACCUAUUUAGGAACAUAAGACCUCAGUUGUUACGAAAGAAGGACAGAGGUAGGCCUACUGAAGCUACAGAAGAACUUGUUGAUAUGCAGUAUGGUGGAGUAAAUGCGGCAGAUUAUGUGAAAGGUGCAGAUGUCCUCCUCAGAAAUCAUAAGGAAGAAGUGGAAGUGAACUCUGACUCUGGAUCAGACGACGAUGAGUGGGUAGAUGUUCAACAUUCUUCAGAUGAAGAAAUGGUUGAAGCUGAAGAAGAUGACUCAGACAAUGCAGAAGAGGAAGAAGACGAAGCUGGUUACGAAGAAGAAGACGCUGAAGACGAAGAGGAUGAUGAAGAAUCAGGAAGCGACGAAGACACCGAGAACGAGAAUAAGGAAAAACCUCUCACAAAAGUAGAAAGGAAAAAAUUGAAGGCGAAACGAAAGUUACAACAGAAAGUCGACAAAGUGGAAUUGGCUAAGAAGGUAACGCUUGAGCGCAUCCUAACAGACGAAGACUUCAAGAGGAUAGACAUGGCCAAUAUCAAGAAACAGGUGUUCUCUGCAACGAAAGGGUUGAAGAGGCUUGCCGAGCAAGAUGUGAAAGAACGUUCUGAACUCGUUAAAUUGGGGGACAUCGAGAAUAUCUACAAGAAGAGGAAGCACGAUAAAGCCACCAGGGUGGAAAGCGUACGGAAGGGUCAAGAGGGUAGGGAACCUUUUGGAUACAAAGACGGGAGGGUGAAUAUUCACUGUUCGAAAACAAACAGGGAGAAGAGGAAGAAUAAGAACUUCCAGAUGAUGCGACACAAGGUGAAAGCUAAAGUGAAGAAAAGUUUUAAGGAUAAACAGGUGGCGCUGAGAAAUCACUUGUUGAAAUUGAAGAAAAUGAAAUGAUUGACUUUGUAAAUAUGUUUGUUAAGUUAAUAAAGUAUUUAAAAUUAA
Messenger RNA from Coccinella septempunctata (seven-spotted ladybird), 2312 nucleotides. RefSeq names its product protein SDA1 homolog (gene Mys45A). Bases 93 to 2264 code for a protein of 723 amino acids. Gene Ontology annotation, biological process: ribosomal large subunit export from nucleus; ribosomal large subunit biogenesis. The record is from RefSeq and is a predicted model, not a curated record. Gene Ontology annotation, cellular component: nucleolus. NCBI's taxonomy places the organism in Eukaryota, Metazoa, Arthropoda, Insecta, Coleoptera, Coccinellidae. The transcript has a single exon.